This is a messenger RNA of Hypoxylon fragiforme, 1024 nucleotides long. RefSeq lists its product as uncharacterized. The record is from RefSeq and is a predicted model, not a curated record. The transcript has a single exon. NCBI's taxonomy places the organism in Eukaryota, Fungi, Ascomycota, Sordariomycetes, Xylariales, Hypoxylaceae. Bases 230 to 874 code for a protein of 214 amino acids.
CUUAAUAAUUUCACUCUCUGUUAGUUUCCUUUUAUGUUUGCUGCUUAGCAUAUUCUGUUCGUUUCGAAUUCCAUUUCUAUCUCUAGGUAUCUACCUAUCCUUCUAUCUACACUUUCCUUUAGGAAGACACACAUCGUACGCCUCGAAUCGACUUCCACACAUUUUGACCCGAAACAACAUACAACAUUUGUAAAAAAAAAAAAAAAAAAAAAAAAAAAAAAAAGGCAAAAUGCCCGCCAUAAAAUCUUUCGUCACCAAAUUCGGCAAAGGUGCCGCUACCAAGCAAGUCUACAUUUACGAAACAUGGCUGCGUUGGGUCGCACGUGGCAUCCAAUUCAUACUCGCCAUCAUCGUUUGCGGUUUGUAUGGCAGUCGAGUCAACCGAGAUCACAAGGAUGGAAAUCCGCAGUCGGUAGCGUGGGUCUACGCCUUGAUUGUUGCCGGCCUCUCGAGCAUCACCUGUUUCGUGUAUGCCAUCCCAAACCCAUUCAGCAAAUUCCAAUCCCACCGUCUCUUCGCUUGGGAUCUCACCCUUUUCGUUCUAUGGAUUGCGCUAUUCGGCACCUUUGCCGUUAUUUUCCUCAAGCGCGACGAUGACAAAUACGAAGGCACCAGCGUUGCGCUCAUGAAAUGCGCUGUCUGGGUCGAUCUCGUGAAUGCCCUCUUCUGGGCUGGUACCGGCGCGUACGGCUGCUUCCGUACUUUUGUCGGCAAGAAGGUUAAUGGAAAGAUCGACCAGUACCAAACUAAGAUUGAGGAUGGCUUACAGUCCAAGGUAGACCAAUAUGCGGGUCCGACUGUAAGCAAAUACGCAGGUCCGACUGUAAGCAAAUUCAGCAUGAACCUCAACCCCCUCCGACGGGACAUGGUGUAAGAGGUAUGGGCGAUAGUAGCGGGAGAUGAAAAUAGAAAGGGGACACUGGGAAGGUUUUUUUUUGGUGUAUGACUACCUAGACGAAGAUAUGAUCUGCUGUUGGUUGGCUGGUUUGAUUUGAUUCGGGUUCGGUUUCGGUCGAAGGUGUUA